Messenger RNA from Penaeus monodon (black tiger shrimp), 6448 nucleotides. Its product is annotated as zinc finger MYND domain-containing protein 19-like. The transcript is spliced from 5 exons. The record is from RefSeq and is a predicted model, not a curated record. Bases 1 to 744 code for a protein of 247 amino acids. Lineage: Eukaryota; Metazoa; Arthropoda; Malacostraca; Decapoda; Penaeidae.
AUGAUUCGUGUUGUUCUCUUUAUAGGUUCGCAAGACCAUGUGGACCGUUACCAGUAUUUCACAUUCCUUGAUUUUUUCCGACUAACCCCUGUUCUAAUCGGCUAUUGUUCUCUGCAGACCAAAUACGCGUUGCUGGACGAAAGAGACAUCUGCCUGGUACAACAGUUCGCCUUCGAGGCCCGGGUCGAGAUCGACCGCGAUGGCAACGGAGCGCAAAUCUACGCCUGGGCCUACGACAUCACGCGGGGGAGAAGCUCAGGGCAGUACGUCCACGACCUCCUCUGGGAAACACAUAGAGGAGGGAUAGCAUCUGGUUGGAAAGUUGUCCAUUUAAAUAAUGUAACCGUAGAUAAUAGACUGGAAAAUCUAGCUUUAGUGCCUGUCGGAGCCAAGCGACCAGUUUCUGCACAGACCUCAACUCCCCGUGAUCAGUCGUUAUACUGGGUAGCAAUUCAGCAGUUACCGGCAGAUCCAGUAGAAGAGCAAUAUGGUGAUUUUGUAGUAACCCGAUACUUCAAUGCCAAUGGUGAAAUAGUAGAAGAGGAGGAUGACUGUUAUUAUGAAUGUCGAUAUCCUCCAUGUACCAACAUUGAGAAAGAACUACGUGAAUUUUCAAUUUGUGGUCGUUGUCAAGAAGCUAGAUACUGUGGAACUUAUUGCCAGCAGAAAGACUGGCCUGUUCACAAGAAGCUUUGUCGAGAAAAACGGCGACCCUGCCUCACAGAGAGACCCCCAGAGCGCUAACGUCCGCCCAAACUAGUCACAGAUCUGGAGCAGACACCCAAGCUUCUCAAUACUGGAGGAAUUUGUGAUGUUUUGCAAACUCUCAAAAAGUGAAAUUUUUGUUUUCCUGCGAAAGAAGUUCUGAGAAGCUUGUCCUUUUUCCUUUUUUUUCUUGUUUACAUUUUUUAUACUCAUUGAAGGAUAGCAUUUGUUAUUAUUAUAUUCUAAAUGAUUAUUAUUACCUUCAAUUUACAUAUUACUAAUAUUUUGUUACAUAUGGCAUAUGUGAAAACAAAUAAUGCCAACUUGUAUGUUGUGCAUUUUAAACAUAUAUAAUAAGGGUUGUGGAGAAAUUUACCUUCAAAUUCAUACAUGUUGAUGAUGCAUCUCUAUUCUUAGUAUAGGAUUUUUUUAGAAAUGACAUUUUUUAGUCAUCUUUUCCUUGGUAUUACAAGGGGUGGGCAGGAACUUCUUCACUGGAGAACCAUACACUAAAACAUUUUGAGGGUAACAUGCUGAGCUGACAAAUAAAGAAAAAAGUGUAGGAUAUCUUAAUAUUUUCAAAGUAAUAGUGCCUCCAGUAUGGUGAGGUUGGGAAUCUGCUGGCAAAUUAUUUGAUGAAUUUUGAUAGUGAGCAAGUGAAGUUUGACAGUGAGUAAGAAUGAAUCUUUAGAUAGGUGUUGGCGUAAGAAAAUUUGUGAGGUUGAAUCAAGUAUAAAAAUACUCUUUCAGUAGAGUUUUGUUGCUUACAUUAGAAAUUGUCUAUAAUUGGUUAGCUACACAAGAGACUUUUGUUCAGUCCUUUUUUUAAGAUCAAUAAGAUUCUUAUCUGAAAAGAUUUAGAUGAAAAAAAAAAAAAUAGCUUUAGUAUGAUUCUUCAAGCAUUCCAAAGGCAUGAGAAAAUAGAAUUGAUGAAUAAAAUUGAAUUGAUUGUGAGACAACAGUGAGGAAGACUCUAGCAAUAUUGUUAUGGACAUCAUAAGGAGGUUUGAACAUGCAAAUUGCAGGUUCUGCAAUAGAAUAUAUAUUUAUUUCUCAAAAUCUUUAUAUUUGUUGAAGUUUUUGUUGAUGAUAUAUGGUGUAGCCCAUGGAAUUUUAGAUGCUUCUCUUGUAAAGCAAUGUAUAUGUAUAUCUAGUCGAGAGAUUGCUGUAUAUCAAUUUAAAUAGCUCUGGCUAUUUUAUUAUUAUUAUUAUUAUUAUUAUUAUUAUUAUUAUUAUUAUUAUCAUAUUUGAUAUUUUAGCUUAAAUUUCAAGGGCGACUAUAGAAAAUUUAUUUUCAGGUAAUCCUCAACUAACAUACAUUGUUAGUUAUGACAAUUAAGUUUAGUGGAUAUUAAGAAACUUUGUGAUGUCUAUCAGCAAUGUAUGCUUGAGCACAUUAUUAUAAAAAAAAUUGAUAAUUAAUCCAAGAAGAAGAAAGACAUAUUCAAAUCAUUUUGAGGCAAAAAGAAGAGAGAGAGAGAAAAAAAAAUUUUCAACCAAUCUUUGGCGCUAUGUAUUGUACAAAAGUAUUGGCAUGUUUACUUACAGAUAUGUAACUACUGAAUAUGACAUGUUGCUUACUAACAGUCUGAUGCAGGUUGAUGUUGUAUGCUAAUCUAGUACUGACCUGCACUUACAAUGGGUUACACCUCAUCAUGGGGGAAAAAAAAGAAGAAAAUUGGUGUAACAGAGUGCAGUGCUUGCUCAACUUCUCAUUCCAUAAGAGCUGUAUGUAAUGGUUUUGAUUUUUUUUUUUUAAUUAUUAUUAUUGAUUAUUGUUGCAAUAUAUAUAUAUUUUUUCCAAGUGGGCACAGGUGAUGUAAUAUCAAGUUUUGUUAGAUGUACAAAGGUCAUGAUCCAGUGUCCUGUAUGGGAGUGGUAUUUAUUACAGCUUGAGUCUAUUUAUUCCAGUAAUUUUAGUAUUUUUUCUUAAUAGUAUUAGAGUUUAUGAUCCAUUUAAUUAUUACACCCUUGGUACCUUGUGGCUCAGCCUCAUCUCAUUUUUGUUUACCUGUGAAAAAUCUUGUCAUGAGAAAGUGACUUUCCUUAGAAUAUGGAAUUUUUCACAAUAUAUUUAUAUACAUACAGGCAAGCAGGGCAAACUGACAAAGAUACAGGCAACAACACAGACAUUUAGACUAAGGUAAACAUACACAUGGGUGUAGGGAAUUUUUUUUUAGGAAAGAAAUGGGUAUUUAUACGCCCUCAAAUCAACCAAUCAAAAAGGCAGUUAGUGUCAGAGAGAGGAGAACCAAACCACCACACCAUACAACCCAACAAAAAGAUUGUCAAAGCAGAAUUUAGACUAGCUUCAUGGAUGUUACCUCUCAAGAUUCUGAUUAGACAGUUUUUUUUUUUUUUUGGUUUGGUUUGGUUUGUAUGCCCUUUUGCUUUAGUUCUGCUUUCUCUGGUGCUUUCUGCCUUGUGACAAACAUGCAGGCAACAGAUUUGAGUCAUUGUCAAGGAGGGUAUAUAAGUAAUAUAUGAAUGGUUUAUGGCAUUCUUCCUUCUUACACAGAAAUAACUUUGUAGACGGACAGACACAUAAUACUUCAAGUAAAUUACCAAUAUAUGUAUACCUGCCAAAAAGUAUUCUUAGAUUGAAGUUUGCAUAUUUUUCUGUAUGUAUGUAUAUAUGUAUUUAGGAAGUUUCACAUCUAUAAUUUCUGAAAUGAAAGGUAUUGGUAAAAAAUGUAAUAAACAUCAUUUCAAGUUUUGACAUGCUUUACACCUCUAUUCAGGUGAUGCAGAGUAGACACGAGUCUCAUGGUCAAUAGCAGUUCCACAGGGUUGCACCAGGGACCACUCCAUGAGUUGUGGGUGAAGAGUGCUGAAUUUUCUCUGUUUUGUUACUUAUCUUUAUAAUACGGUUGCUCACCUCUUUACCACAAGCCUUGAGCAUACAUGGCAAUGACUGUGGUGCAGCUCUAGGAAUUUGUAGGAAGUAAAAAGACAAAUGAUGUCAUAGGAUGAGGUCUGAUAGACACUGUUGUAUGUGUUUUUGACAUAUCACUUUAAUUCUUAAGUGAAAACUAACCCAAGUUCCUUGUUUAGUGUUUUCCUAAUCUGUUCCAUAAUAUAUAUUUUUUCAUGGCUUUCUUAUUAAUUUUUGAAAGUGUUUGUACACAUAAUUAAUUUGUCCAAAGGGUUUUUUUAAUCUAAUAUUUCUUCAUUUGCUACUUCAUUCUUCAUGUGAAUGCAUUUUUCUCAAAACAUUUCUGGAUACUAAUAUUGCUUUAUACUACUACAGACUUUUUCUCCCUGUUCUUGUGUUCUUUUUAACAAUACUGAAAUGAGGCUUUCUUGAUAAUAACAAGACAAUAGAGUAAGAUAAUGGGCAUGACAUGUACUUUUUAAUGGUAGUUUGAUUUAGCUUUAACACUGGAGACAUUCUAUAGGGCCUGGAACUGAAAAUGGAAUAGACUUGACAUGUGUAACAGGCUUGGAGAAGAAAGAGCAAGGAAAAGGCUAUUGAGAAAAAAAUCUCCAAGGAGUUUGUUAUGUGGGUUUUUUGUUGAUCAGUCCAUUUCAGAAUUAAGAUAAGAGGGUUUAAAAGAUGUAACCUAAAAUUUGGUGAUUCCCAUUAGAGUUAAUUUCACAUUCAUAUAUUGUUUAGAUAACUAAUCUAGCAUCUUGAUGGUGUAUUUUAUAUGAUAAUCUCCAGUCUGAUGAGGCUGCAGAUACUAUUUCAUGACAGUAAUGUUACCAAAUUAUAUGAAGAAAAAAUUGUCAAGGCUUUCCUUAAAUAUUUAAGUAUUAUAAAUAACUGUCCAGAAUUUAAAAAAAUUUAUCAUAUCAUAAUGUUUUGGCAUUUCUCUGGAAGUAAGAAAGCCCUUUAGCAUUCAGAAUUCAUACUGUCCAGUGUUUCAUUCAUGUUCUUAACUUUUGUUCCUUUUAUACAGUAUUUAUUUAGCAUUAAUUAAUUACACAUGAAAUAACUAACAUAGGCAAUAGCUAUUUUUUUGUAAGUUCAGACCACUAAUUGAACCAUUAAAGAACUGACAUGCUAACAGGAAAUCCUCAAGCCUAAUUUAGUUUUCACAGAGCUAUACUAACAUAGCUUUGUGAUAAUUAAUGCAUAACUGUCAUUUGAGAACGCUAAAAGGACCAGAUGUUAAAAAAAAAAAAAUACUCUCAGAUAUAUGAAUACUUUGUAUAAUGUCAUGAGAACCACUCUCUUGUAUACCUGUCACAGAUCUACAAACAUGUUACUUUUGAGAUUGUGAUGUUCUGUCAGCCAUGUGUAGUUAACAAUCUGUAUUGUGUAAAGGCAGGGUGUACCAAUAUUUAUUAAGUGUAGAAUUCAUUUGAGCAGCUAUUUUUACUUGAUGAUCUCAUACUAACACUAGCAUGCUGGUUACUAGCCUAAGCUGUUAAUGUUUUUUCUCCCUCUCUUGGAUAAUACUUCAUGGAUUAACUCUUAGUGGCAUUUGGUCCAAAAAUUUGGUGAUGGUGUCCUUGCUUCAUACAUUUGACAUUUAUUUAUUCAAAAUUAAGAAUAUAAGCAGUACCCAGAGCAAGCUUGGACACCUCCAAAUUUUCCCAAAGCCCAAAGACAGGACUGAAGUAUUUGUGAUUUUUGAAAGUAGCUGCUCAAGUGAGCAUAUUAACAGAGAGUAACUAGGAGAGUAUAUCAGUAAUUGCCUCACUUGCACAAUGUCACCAAGAAUACCAUUUGCCUUUUUUGUGGUAAUUUUGAGUAUUUUCCACCGAAUGUAGGCUAAGAAAUAAUGUGUUUGAAUAUUCAAUUGUGAGGGGAAAGUAAAUAAUAUUUGUUAAAUGGUGUAGGGCAUUUAACAAGUUGGGUUUCUGCACAUUAUUUAUUUUUUCCAUUUUUAUAUCUUACUUGAGGGUUCAGUUUUUAAAUAUGAUUGAUUAAUUUUUAUUGUUUUGAUGUGAGUUACAAUUGCUUGAUUUCUCUGGGAAUGACUUUUCUUGCAUUUCACUUACAUAAAGCACCCUACCCUCAGGCUUUCCACAGUCUGACUUCAUAAGUCACUCGGCCAUUUCAGGCUUGUGCCCAGAACUGAACUUGGUAAUGAAAUGUAUUUUCUCUGGUGUUGCACUCAUGGCCCAAGUGCUGCCAUUAUAUGUCAGUGCCUUUUACAAGUCAUUAUUACCAUUUCCUUGCAUCCUUCCAAGCAGAUCAUUCAUGUUAACCUUACAGGCAUUUGUAAUUGUUAAGUUUAAGGACAAAUUGUAGGUAUGCAUUGAAAGGGGGGAUGUAUGUACUGUGUGUAGUUUGAACAUUGACUGCAUUUAUAGAACUCAUGUGUCCUACAUCAUAAUUUAUUUUUAUUUUAUUACAAAUGAGGCUUUUUUUCAUUUUAAAGCAGCAAAUUGAAAUGAGGUGUAAUGUACAUCUGUAUUUAUGACAAUAUAAGUGGUUUUGAAGGACAGUAUUUGUUGCAAAGAAAAAUCUUGACAGAUAGGGUUUUUUCCCUCCUGCUGUGUACCAACACAGGAAUAGAAGGGGAAUAAAAACAAAACCAAAUAACAAAAAUAAGAAAAAAUAAUAAUGAUAUGUUGCUCUCUCCCACACCUUCCAAGUUAUUUACAACCAAUCACAACGCUGAUGAAGUGAAAAGCAUUUGCAUUCUUUUCUCUACUGUUAAAUUAAUUGCUUUGUUUCUAAUGAUGAGGGUUCGACUCCCUCAGAAAUAGGCUAGGUUAAUGACAAGCUUAGCUGAAUAUGACUUCUAGUCCUACUAACACCAAAUAUAUGUUUAAUAAUAAAAUGGAA